CCGAAGAGCCACCAGCGAGGGGACAGCCAGAGCAGCGAGUGACAGCCAGUGCACAUGUCUGGGGACACCGGGAUGGCCGGGAAGGUGGCACUGCUCCUGUGGGCCCAGACCCUCGGCCUUACUGGUGCCCAGACCACCCAGCUCCUCCUGGAGCCCUCCUGGAGGCCGGCGGUGCUGUGGGACCAGGUGACACUGACCUGCCAGGGCUCGGGGACCGCUGGUGACACCACCUGGUACAGGGGUGGGCAGCGCUGGGGGCAGCAGGGACGUGACCAUGUCACUGUCACCGAGAGUGGCACCUACAGGUGUGACAGACCCGACACCGGUCUCAGCAACCCGGUGACAGUCUCAAACGAGUGGCUGGUGCUGCAGGUGCCAGCACGGGCACUGCUGGAGGGGGACACGGUGACACUGCGCUGCCGGAGCUGGCAGAACAAACGGCUCACAGACGUGUACUUCUACCGUGAAGAGAAAUAUCUGAUGGGCCCCCAGGAUGGCACCGAGCUGUCCCUGUCCCCCCUGCAGCUGCACCACAGUGGCCGCUACCGCUGCCAGGGCCACGUGAGCCAUGUGGUGUCACGGUGGAGCACGUCAGAGCUGGUGACAGUGACAGUGCACAGGUUCCCGCCCUCAGGGGUGUCCCUGUCAGCGCAGCCCCCUGAGGGACAGGUGGCACUUGGGGACAGCCUGGUGCUGAGCUGCACAGUAGCCAUGGGCACAGGUCCCCUGUCCUUCUCCUGGCACCGGGAGGGCUCGGGGACAACGGUGGGCACCGGCCCCCAUCUGGAGCUGCAGCAUGUUGGGGACAAUGACAGCGGCCAGUACCGGUGCCAGGUCAGCGACGGGGACAGCGUGGCCGAGAGUGACCCCCUGAACGUCACCGUCCUGGUGCCCGUGGCCAAUGCCACCAUCACCCCCGGUCCCCUGGCACACCAGGUGCGCCCAGGUGACCGCGUGACCCUGCACUGCUCAGUGCAGGUGGGCUCAGCCCCUGUCACCUUCACCUGGCUGCACAAUGGGCAGGAGGUGGCGCAGGGUCCCCUCCUGGAGCUCAGGGACAUCGAUGUGGGACAUUCGGGCACCUACCAGUGCGUGGCCACCAACCAGCUGGGACAGGACGGGCACCGCGUGUUCCGGGCACUCAGCCCAGAGAUGGCCCUGGAGGUGACACCUGGCUCACCCUGGGUUACAGUGGCCGCAGGGGUCGGUGGGGCCCUUUUGUUCCUGCUCCUGCUUGUGGGUGUCAUUGUGGCCUGGCGCCGUUGGCACCGCUGGGCUGCCAGGAAGAGCCAGGAAAGGGCCCCCCCGGAUCCCCCGGACACCCCAGAGGAGGGGCAGGUGCUGUACACCCACGUCGUGGUCACCAAGAGGGCAGGGGUGUCCCCCCGUGCCACCACCCUCCAGGAUCCCCAGGUGACCUACGCGGAGCUGCGGGGACACCAGGGGCGACCACGGGAACACGGUGACAUCUAUGGGAAUGUGCUGUGACACUGGGGGGAUCUGGGGGGCACUGGGGGUCCCCACCCACGGGCACCAACUCGUGUCUCUGCUGCCACCAAAAACUGCCCCUCUCCCUCCCUGUGGGGGCACAAAGAUCCCAAAGGGCUGAGAGAAGAACAAUUUCCUGGAACAGCAACAAGAGAGAAUAAAACCAACAGCAACAGCAACAA
Molecule: messenger RNA, 1670 nt
Organism: Haemorhous mexicanus (house finch)
Lineage: Eukaryota; Metazoa; Chordata; Aves; Passeriformes; Fringillidae
Product: Fc receptor-like protein 2
Exons: 10
Coding region: 55-1488 (477 amino acids)
Biological process (GO): cell surface receptor signaling pathway
Molecular function (GO): transmembrane signaling receptor activity
Source: RefSeq, a predicted model, not a curated record